Tupaia belangeri chinensis (Chinese tree shrew) is the source of this 674-nucleotide messenger RNA. RefSeq names its product small integral membrane protein 18 (gene SMIM18). The transcript has 2 exons. Lineage: Eukaryota; Metazoa; Chordata; Mammalia; Scandentia; Tupaiidae. The record is from RefSeq and is a predicted model, not a curated record. The coding region runs from base 77 to 364 and encodes 95 amino acids.
CCGCAACCGCUCCGCGCAACCGCUCCGCCGCCGGCAGACAGAGGUUCAGAGAACAAUAUAAGCGGAAUCUCCAAGAAUGGCUUCCACCCACUGGAAUGAAACUACGACCUCUGUUUAUCAGUACCUAGGUUUUCAAGUUCAAAAAAUUUACCCCUUCCAUGAUAACUGGAACACAGCCUGCUUUGUCAUCCUGCUUUUGUUCAUAUUUACAGUGCUCUCUUUAGUGGCGCUGGCUUUCCUCUAUGAAGUGCUAGACUGCUGCUGCUGUGUGAAGAACAAAACUGUGCAAGACUGGAAAAGCCAGCCGAACCCUCUGCGAAGCGUGAUGGCCAGCAUCCGGAAGCGGGAGACCGAGGUGGUCUAGUGCUUGCAAAAGUCAGGCAAAAUCUCUGAGAGCACCCUUCGACUUCUUCUGAGACAAAAGAAAAUUUUCUGAGGCCAACUGUUAUUACAAAACUGAUUCUGACUGAAUGAUUCAAAGAUUCUUAGUGGAAGGAAAAAACAAGUUGAAUAUGCACUGUGUGUGUGUGUGUGUGUGUGUGUGUGUAUGUUAAUCUCUUUCAUUAAACAGUCAGUAAAACUUCACAAAUGUGAAUUUACCAAUCUAUUUAAUAUGACACUUUAAAAACUGGAUAAAAGAUUCCUAGAAUUCCAUACUGAACAAAAAGGUCAAC